AAUAUAUUAUUUUAUGCUUUCAUCAUCAACAUCAUGUGAAUGAAGUUGCGUGGAGCCAUUUUCCACUUUGUGUGACACUGUCCCUUCCUUCAUUCACCUCACCACACCUCUUUCUAUGUUUUUUGGAACAGCUUUUGCUUCUUUAUCACUCUGCAACACAACAUCAUUUGUACUUGGAACCAAACCCAUUUUUUCCCAUUUUUCACUUUCAUAAUCCUUCUUAAAUUUCAUUGUCUCAACAUAAAUAAACAUUAAACUAUCCAAAAAACCAAACACCAUCACUUGCUGUUUUUUCAAGCUUUGUACUUGUGUUCUAUUAGUUACAAAAGUCAAUGCACUUAUGCACCCCCUUUUUUUCUACACCUCCCAUUUGGAUCUGAAUUUCUUCUAGCUCAUUCUCAUUGAUGAAAGUGUCUCAUUGAUGAAACUUCUCAAAAUAUUUCUGGGUUUUCACUAAUUCAUCGUAAAAACAAAAUUUUUAUGAUUAUUUUCAUGAAUUUCUCAAGUGGGUCAUUUUUUCUUCUCAUGGUUUUUUGAGGUUGGAGCUUCUGAAAAAUAAAGGUGGGACAGACAUGUAUUAUUUUUUGUCUAAUGUAGACAAAUUGUAAGAUCCAAGAGGACAAGAUCAUAAUAUUUCUAAGGACUUAGUCAUGUAUAAACCAUUUGUGACAUGUGAUGAUCCAAAAGGAGUUGUUGAGUGUGGAAGUAUAAGGAGAUAUAGGUCAAAUUCUCACAAAAUGAAGGAUAAGACAAAGAGCCGAAAGCCGGCCGAAAAUUUAGAGACAAAUAAACAAGACAAAGAAGAGAAGGUAUCAAAAGGUUCUACAGAAAGAGAUUUUGAUCCAUCUUCUUUGCAGCUUGUGGAGGUAUCUAGAGGUGCCGCAAAGUUGAACAACAUGAUUGAGUCGUGGUCUAGAGGUGUGAGGUACGAUGGAAAAUCCGAUGAUAUCGCAAAGGAUUUGUUAAAAGGUGCUCUUGAUUUGCAAGAGUCUCUAGAGAUGCUUCGACAGGUGCAAGAAGCUUCGAAUAGUAUGAGUCGAUCGAAGAGAAGACAAGAGGAGAAACAUGAAAGAAGUAAAAUUGAUGCACAUGUGAAUGAUGGAAAUAGAUCAACACAUUCUAAUCAAUUUUUUGAACACAAUUCAGCUUAUGGUUCUUCAAGUAGUUGUAGAGAGGAACUUAAGAAAGUGAUUAAGGAGAGUUUGGUUCGACAAAAUCUAUUCCAAAGCACAAGUACUUCUGAAGGAUUGGAUUCAGCUUCAGCAGCAUUCCCUUCUACAAGCUCAAGCCAAUCAUCUGUUGUUUGGUAUGACAAACUUUCUGAUUCUUCGUGUUCACCGACUUUUCCAAGGAAGGAAAAAAGUACCAAUCUUGUUGCAAAGUUGAUGGGAUUAGAACAAUCCCCUUCAAGAACAUUUCCAUCUGUCAUGCAAAAACAGUCUGAGAAUCAAAAGAUUGUGAAUCAGAAGAGACCUGUGUUCGAGAUUGACACACCGAAGUUAAGAAAGCAUAGUUCAAUAUUUGAGAAUCCAGAAAGAGAGAAGACACUAAGGGAAAUUCUUGAAACUACUCAUUUCAAUGGAUUGUUAAAGUGUAGUCCUAUUAGAGAGCACAAGCUUCAUAAUCAUGUCAAUCAUUCAAAUGAUCUUCAUUACAAACAGUUUGAUGAUUUACCACCGAUUGUACUCAUGAAACCUCGGCGCGCUUCGUAUCAGGAAUUCGUAGAAACGUACGAGCCGGUUCCUCGAGAAGAGUUUUCCUUUAGAAAUCCAAAAGCAAAAGGAGCUCCUUCAAAAACCUUCAAACCAAGGGAGGGUUCAACUACCAAUAUGAGAAAAGAGACGAUGGAAGAAAGUCUAUCCAAAAGGUUUAUCAAAGAGGAGAGAUCGAAGCGCGUCAACGAGUUUUUGGAAUAUGAUGUGAAAGAAAUCAAGGCUGUUGAAAACAAGAAGGUUCAAAAAGCUAGUCAAAGAUCACAGGCAAGUGAAACAGUUGAUGAAAAAGCUAAGGUAAAGAACAUUACAAUUCUCAGAAAACCAAUACAAAAGGAGGUUUCAAAAGCUAAAGUUGUAGCGAAAGCUCAAGAUCAAGGCGAAAUCAGGUCUAGUAGUGAAAAGUUGAAAAAGCCGCGAAGUGUGUCGAGGAUUGAGAAGAAUGAGAUUCCAUCUAGAAAGAGCACUUCUUCAAAUUCAAAUACUGCCAUCACAAAACCAAAGACACAAAAGGUUAAUAGUUCAAAGGAGUUGAGAAAGAGUCAGAUGAAGAAGCAAAUAUCUGUUGAUUUGCCGGAAGCAGCUAAAUCGAUUGAUGAAAAAUUAAAGCAAGAAGAAGGAAUGAGUAUCGAUGUUUCUUGUAAAGAUGAUUGCGCUGAGAUUAAAAUAAUCACUACAGUAACAGAAGAUCUCAUCAUGGAGGAUGAAGUAGACACCUAUGCAAAUAAGACUCGAGAUAAUUGCGAGGAGGGCCAGAAUUCUUCGGUUGAUGAUGUUUUGAUGCUAAAUUAUGAACAUGAAAAUGAUACCAUCCCUGCCGAGGAAGCUUGUGACACCACCGGCGUCAGUGAAACUUGUUUCAAGCACGACACAGACAUUGCUGAAACCACCUGUAUCAGUGGAACCGAUUUCGAGCCAGACAAAGACACUUCUGAGCUGAAAUAUUUGCUUCUAACUAGCAAAUCAUUUAUUGACCAUGCAGAUGAGUUUCUCAAUCUUGAUAUCGAUUAUCCUAAGAUCCUACCAAAGAUUGAAACUAAUGGAAUAGCCAAUACAAGACUCUAUUUGGAUUGCGCGAACGAACUCGCCGAGAGAAAAAGCCUUCAAGAGUCAUCACAAUUAGUUCACCCCUUAUUGCUAACUUGUGUAGGGAAUUCAAGAUUGCAAAUCUCUUUGAGCAGCUUGGUUGAAGAAGUUGACAAUGCAAUUGAGAAGCUUACAUCUUACAGUGAAAAUUCUGAGACUAAACUUAUUUUGGAUAAUAUUUGUGCAAUGUUGGAGAGAGAUAUGAAGUGCAACAAUAGAUUGAUAAAUGGAAUGUGGAACUGUGGUUGGAGGCAUGGAUUUUCUUGUGAUGAAGCUGAACAAGCGGUUAAUGAAGUAGAAAACAUGAUUUUAGGUGGAUUAAUUGAGGAGAUUAUUGUAAAUUUAUGAUUAUAUAUUUUGAGACAUUUUGGAUAUACAGCCCUUAGUUAUGGAUCUGGGUUGUGUGCGAGAAACUGCACGCAAUCAGCCACAUCUAAACAGUCUAAUCAGACAGGACAGAUUUGAAGAUCGGUAUUUUCGAUUUUAAAAACAAAAAUGCAUUGAAAUCUAGUUCUUCCGAUCUUGAUCGAAUGGUCCUGAUGUAGCUGACUACGUGCAGUCAUACCGCACACGGUCCAAAUCCCUUAGAUAUCAGCAUCUUCACCUUGUAUAUAAUAAGGACUAAGAAAUUGACCACAGGAAGGAUAGAAGAGUUGAACAAGUUGGCUGCAGAAGUUGCAUAAUUUUUCUAUGAAAAUAUUUUUUAUUCUAUAACUCUCAUA
Medicago truncatula (barrel medic) is the source of this 3520-nucleotide messenger RNA. RefSeq lists its product as uncharacterized. The transcript is spliced from 5 exons. NCBI's taxonomy places the organism in Eukaryota, Viridiplantae, Streptophyta, Magnoliopsida, Fabales, Fabaceae. Bases 651 to 3146 code for a protein of 831 amino acids. The record is from RefSeq and is a predicted model, not a curated record.